Molecule: messenger RNA, 1842 nt
Organism: Menidia menidia (Atlantic silverside)
Lineage: Eukaryota; Metazoa; Chordata; Actinopteri; Atheriniformes; Atherinopsidae
Source: the annotation of a GenBank genome assembly
CUGUCUGUAAGUGUUCCUAAUUCUUCCCUCCUCUUUGUUACACAGGACGCACUGGUUGGAACAACAAAGUUUAAGGUCCAGCUGUACUCUGAACCAGACUUCCAGGGAAGGCUGGUCAUCCUGGAGGGCAGCACAGAAGCUCUGGACGAUGACUUUAAGCCUCGGUCCUGUAAGGUGUUAGCAGGCAGCUGGGUGGCGUAUGAGGGGGCCGGGUUCAAAAACAACAUGUAUGUGCUGGAGGAGGGACCGUACCCGGACACGGAGGCCAUGGGCCUCCCUAAGCCGGGCUGCAGAGGCCGCCGCACGGUGCUGAGGGGCGGGGCUAUAAACCUACCGCAGGCCGGCAUGAACGCGUGCGUGCGCUCCCUGCUGGUGGAGGGAGGAACAGACCUGAGGUUCAACAAAAUCAAGGAUUUGCAGCCGGGGUCCUUCAGGCGACUGAACAACCUCAACACGCUCCUCCUGAACAACAAUCACAUACGAAGGAUCCCCAGAGCGGCCUUCGAAGACCUGGAAAACCUCAAAUAUCUGUACCUGCACUUCAACAACAUUGAGUCUCUGGAACCGGAGUCAUUCAGCCAUCUGCCAAAGCUGGAACGACUGUUUUUGCACAACAACAGAAUUUCCCAGCUAGUUCCUGGGACCUUCUCCCAUCUCCAGGCCAUGAAGCGACUGCGGCUGGACUCCAACGCGCUGAACUGCGACUGCGAGCUGCUGUGGCUGGCCGACCUGCUGAAGCAGUACGCCGAGUCGGGCAACGCCCAGGCGGCCGCCACCUGCGACUUCCCCGCCCGCCUGCAGGGCCGGUCGGUGGCCACGCUCACCGCCCAGGAGCUCAACUGCGAGGUACCGAGGAUCACCUCAGAGCCCCAGGAUGUCGAUGUAACUUCCGGAAACACCGUUUACUUCACAUGCAGGGCCGAAGGCAACCCCAAACCCCAGAUCAUCUGGCUCAGGAACAACAAUGCCUUAAACAUGCGUGAUGACAGCCGUCUGAACCUGCUGGAAGACGGGACGCUGAUGAUUCAGGACACCAGGGAGACGGACCAGGGGGUGUACCAGUGCAUGGCCAAGAACGUGGCCGGAGAGGUCAAGACGUCUCAGGUCACCCUGCGAUACUUCGGAGCUCCCUACGCACAGAAGUGCGUUUUGUCCGGCACGCCGUCCUCUGACCGCCACAUUCAAAGCCGAGGGAGACUCGAUGGGUUUUCUCUGGACCACCCCGGGGUCAUCGGCAGAACAGCUGUUGUCCGUUUCCUGUCUCCGUGUGACUCACGGCCGAGUUUCGUGAUCCAGCCCCUGAACACGGAGGUCCUGGUGGGGGAGAGCGUGACCCUGGAGUGCAGCGCCACCGGCCAGCCGCAGCCCCGGGUGUCCUGGACCAAAGGCGACCGCACGCCGCUGCCCAGCGACGCCCGCAUCAACAUCACGCCCUCCGGAGGCCUGUACAUCCAGAACGUGGUCCAGGAGGAUGGGGGCCAGUACACCUGUUUCGCCUCCAAUAAUGUGGACACUAUACACGCCACGGCCCACAUCAUCGUACAAGCCACCCCCCAGUUCACGGUCUCUCCCCGGGACCAGUCGGUGCUGGAGGGCCACACGGUGGACUUCCCCUGCGAGGCCAGCGGCUACCCGCAGCCGGUCAUCGCCUGGACGCGGGGGGGGAGCCCCCUGCCGCUGGACCGCCGCCACGCCGUCCUGUCCUCGGGCGCGCUGCGCAUCACCCGGGUGGCCGCGCACGACCAGGGCCAGUACGAGUGCCAGGCCAUCAGCCCCGUGGGGACGGUGCGCACGGCCGUGCAGCUGAGCAUCGAGCAGAGAGGUGAGGCUUCAGCCCUCUAG